This is a messenger RNA of Drosophila busckii, 1586 nucleotides long. It is a transcript of the gene Argl, whose product is annotated as argininosuccinate lyase. The record is from RefSeq and is a predicted model, not a curated record. Lineage: Eukaryota; Metazoa; Arthropoda; Insecta; Diptera; Drosophilidae. The coding region runs from base 98 to 1516 and encodes 472 amino acids. The transcript is spliced from 3 exons. Gene Ontology annotation, molecular function: argininosuccinate lyase activity. Gene Ontology annotation, cellular component: cytosol.
AGCUGAGCAGCAGUGAAAUUUGAGAAAAUAUUUAUGUACAUCAGCUGGCGUUCAGUUCUCAAUCAGCGCAGGCAGAAGCACAAGCAGAACAUAAAUUAUGUCGCAGCAGCAAAAGGCAGAAAGUUGCUCCUAUCAGCUCUGGGGUGGACGUUAUGGCAGCCAAACAAGUGAAGCAAUGCAGGCACUCAACAUAAGCUUGCCACAAGAUGCGCGUCUGUAUGCGGAUGAUUUGGAUGCCAGCAAGGCUUAUGCCGAGGCACUGCAGCGUGCUCAGCUGCUGACGGAGCAAGAGUGCGAUUUGCUUGUAAAGAGUUUGGAGCUCAUACGCUACGAUUGGAUUGAGCGCACCAUAAAGUUUCUGCCCAGCGAUGAGGAUGUGCACACUGUCAAUGAGCGUCUGCUGGUUGCUCUCACUGGUGAAGUGGGUCAGCGUCUGCACACUGGACGCAGUCGCAACGAUCAGGUCGUCACCGAUAUGAAGCUCUGGCUACGCAAGGCCAUACGCGAGACUUUGGGUAGACUACGCGCGCUACUCUCGGCCAUGGCGGCACAAGCGGAGUCCCAGCUGGGCGUGCUUAUGCCUGGCUACACGCAUCUGCAACGCGCUCAGACUGUGCAGUUCUCCCACUGGCUGCUCUCUCAUGCUUUUGCUCUGCGCGAGGAUUGUCUGCGCUUGAGCGAGCUGCGUGAUCGCUCCAACAUUUUGCCCUUGGGCAGUGGCGCUUUGGCUGGCAAUCCUCUGGGCAUUGAUCGUGUCUGGCUGGCGCAGCGUUUGGGCUUUGCUGGCGUCACUGGCAACAGCAUGCAUGCGGUUGGAGAUCGCGACUUUGUGGUGGACUUUAUCUACUGCUGCUCCAUGGUUAGUCUGCAUCUCUCGCGCUUAGCCGAAGAUUUGAUUAUCUACAGCAGCAAGGAGUUUGACUUUAUUAAGUUGGCCGAGAGUUUUACCAGCGGCAGCAGCUUGAUGCCGCAAAAACGCAAUCCGGACAGCUUGGAGCUGCUGCGUGGCAUGGCGGGUGUCAUUACUUCAAGUCUAACUGGCAUGAUGAUGACUCUGAAGGGCACGCCCUCAACUUAUAACAAGGAUCUGCAGUUCGAUAAGCAAUAUUGCUUUCAAGCUUACGAUAAGCUGGCGCAGAGUCUGGACAUAGCGCUGGGCGUGGUGCAGACAAUGAAAGUGCAGCGUGAGCAAAUGGAGCUGGCGCUAAGUCCGGAUAUGUUGGCCACAGAUUGGGCUUAUUAUCUGGUGCGCAAGGGCGUGCCGUUUAGACAGGCGCAUCAGCAUAUUGGACGCGUGGUGCAGCUGGCGGAGCAGCGUGGCGUGGACAUUACCGAAGUGCCGCUGGGCGAGCUGCAGCAAAUUUGCGCUGCCUUUGGCGCGGACAUUGCAACAGUUGCCGACUAUGCGCGCAAUGUGGAGCAGUAUGAGUGUGUUGGUGGCACCGCCUCCAGCAGCAUCUUGGAGCAGCUGCGUCUGUUUAAGAACUACGACAAGGAGCUACGCCAGCAGUGCUAGGACCAAGUCCUUUAGUUUUAUUUGCUUUGGCUUUAGUGUUUAACAAUUUACAUACAUUUGUUUAAGCUUA